This is a messenger RNA of Neltuma alba, 3810 nucleotides long. RefSeq names its product probable disease resistance protein At1g61190. The transcript is spliced from 5 exons. Bases 1 to 3810 code for a protein of 1269 amino acids. The record is from RefSeq and is a predicted model, not a curated record. NCBI's taxonomy places the organism in Eukaryota, Viridiplantae, Streptophyta, Magnoliopsida, Fabales, Fabaceae. Gene Ontology annotation, molecular function: ADP binding.
AUGGUUUGUAUUCGGGCUGAGUUGCUUUCAAUGGGAAGUGUUGGAGACUUGAGAUUCAAUACAAGGGUCAGGUCUGCAAAAGAUUUGGUGCAAGCAAUAGUACGACAAGCUCGCUAUUUUUAUCGAUUCAAUACUUUUGUUGCAGAUCUCAGAAAGGAAAAUGACAUGUUAAUGUCAAAAUUAGCGGGCGUUAAGACAUCGGGAGACCCUCUGCAGCAGGUGCAAAUGAAAGAAGCAAGAGCUGUUAUAGAAAAAGUGGAGAAGUUGGAACGCAAAGGAGAAGCAAGCAAGAGCUGUUGUAAUGGUGUUCUUCCUAAUUGGUUGUCUCGAUAUAAAGUAGGCAAGCAUUUCGAAGAAAUGACUGAAACAGUGAACCAGCUCAAUGAAAGGUUAACAGUGACACCAAACAGUUUGCCAUCUCAACCCAGAAUCACGCGCCGUGACAAUGUCAGUAUCUUUGAAUCUAGAAAAAGGCCGUACAACGAAAUUCUGGCGGCAUUGGAAAAUGAUGAGAUUUACAUGAUUAGUCUUUGUGGAAUGCCGGGUUGCGGUAAAAUGUUCUUGAUCAAAGAAAUAUGCAAUGAAGUGGAGAGCUUGGAACUCUUUGAUAAGGUGGCCUUUGUCGCGGUGUCCUUUCCUCUAGACAUUAGAAGAAUUCAAGGUCAAAUUGCAAGCCAUUUAGGUUUCAGACUUGAUUAUGACAUGGAUGAGACUGCAAGAGCUAAAAGACUACCCAUGAGAUCAAAUAAUGGUGACAAAAUUCUCUUAGUUUUGGAUGAUAUAUUGGAAGUGCUUAAACUUGAGGACGUUGGGAUUCCCCUUGGCAGAAAUGGCAAGGUUGUUUUGACUACCCGUUCAGAACGUGUAUAUACCUUGAUGGAGUGUCAAAGAGUGACCUAUUUAUCACUCCUAUACGUUGAGGAAGCUUGGGUUUUAUUCGAAAGCAAUGCGAGCUUGAUACAAGAUACAUCAAAAUAUUUGGCGCUUCUGAUUUCAAGAGAAUGCCAAGGAUUACCUCUUUCAGUUAUUGCUUUGGCCAAAGACAAACCAGAACAUGUUUGGAAGGAAGCAUUUAAGACAUUGAGAAAUCAUGAAACAGCAAAUAUAUCAAGUGACGUGGGAAAUGUCUAUAAAUGUAUGAAAUUAAGUAUCAACCACUUGGGUGAUGAUGAAGAUGUUUGGAAGGAAGCAUUUAUGACAUUGAGAAAUCAUGAAACAACCAAUAUACCAAGUGAGAUGGGAAGUGUUUAUACAUGUCUGAAAUUAAGUAUCGAUCACUUGGGUGAUGAUGAAGCGAGAUCACUUUUCUUUUUAUGUGCCCUCUUUCCAGAAGAUUCAAAGAUCGCUCGGGAAAUUUUGAUCAGAUUUGCAUUUGGAUUGGGCAUAUUUAAGGAUGUUGACUCUUAUGAAAGAGCUAGAAUCGAAGUGGUAGCCAUCAUUGAUAAACUCAUCAACUCUAAUUUGGUACUACAGGAAGACCAAGAAAGACAAUACAUGUGCAUUCAUGACAUGGUGCGUAACGUAGCCUUUCGGUUAGCACGGGAAAGUCAAGUGAUCAUGGCCCGGAUCCAAACAGACUUACUAGAGAGGGUUUAUGUGGAUACAACAAGAUUAUAUUGUCAUGAUAUAAAUGAAUACACAAAUCAAUUAAAUUUCCCCAAACUUGAGUUUCUGUUUGUUUCUCAUGAUGGUGGGUGUACAUCAGAUUUUUCAGAUACUUUUUUCAUUGAGACGAGAGAGCUCAAGGUGCUGACCAUAAUAAAUACAUCUACAUGGACAAUCCCAGAUCUACUCUUGCCUCAAUCAGUGGCUGGGUUGAAAAAGCUUCGAACUGUUUGCUUGAGAGGAUGGCCCUUGAACAACAUCUCUAUGUUGGGAAAACUGGAGAUGCUUGACACUAUUGAACUCGUGUAUUGUGUAAUAACAGAGCUACCUAAAGAAUUAGCAGAACUAAGAAGGUUAAGUUUGUUGGAAGUGCGGGGGUGCAUAAUAGGGAGCAAUCCUUUUGAGGUGCUAGCCAGAUGUUCCCAACUUGAAGAGCUCUAUUUUGUUGAGAAUAGUCUUCCAGAAAUGGUGUCAGAUGAUCAUAAUGUUGUUGAAUUAUUUUACCAGAUUGGCUCCUCUAAGGUACUGCAAAGGUAUCAUCUUGAAAUUGGAAGUCUCAUAGAUACUUUGGAAAAUUAUUUGAUCACAAAAUUCAUAUCUGUAAAUGGUUUUAACAUCCCUACCUCAAAUGAAGAAAUGAAGCAUAUGGCGGAAAAAUCAGAAGUUCUGUUUUUGGAAAAUAUCAAAGGAGAUUGCAAAAAUAUCUUCCCUGACAUGAUUCCAAUAGAAAGAGAGUGUAUGAACGAGUUGACAGAAAUUUUACUUCAUGAUUCUGACAACAUAGAAUGCUUCAUUGACACCACAAAUCAGGCUACAACUGUUUUCUCGAGGUUGCUGAAGCUGAAAAUUAGAACGAUGAAGUGCUUUAAGGCCUUGAGCUGUGGUCGGCCUCCUUUCAAUCUUUUCGAGAAUUUACAAGACCUAUUUAUAGUGGAAUGUAGCGAAUUGCGCUGUAUUGUCUCCAUAAUAAAAGAUGAGGAGGAAGAUGCACUUACUCAAGCAGGGCCUAUUUUCCCAAAAUUGAAACAAGUCUGCGUCCAGGGAUGUCCACAUUUGGAAUUCAUCAUACCAGCAUCUUUUCAUGGUGGCCUUCCACAAUUGAGCAUCAUAUCUGAUUCAGAUUCAAAAGUAGCGAUUCAGCAAGGUGGUGGCAAGUCUAGGGAGCAGGAGUUGGAACUUCCAGCAAAACAAAGCAGCGACAUGGUUGUGCAAAGAGCAGGAGACCUUCAUCUUGAAGAAUACAAAAUGGAAGGGCCAUUUAGCGAUAACUGCAACCUCCAAAAGAUAACAGUAAAGUCUUGUCCGAUCUUAGGGUCAUUGUUCACUGUAUCAGCUGCUAAAACCUUGAGAUUGAUGAAGACUUUGAAGAUAGAAGAGUGUCCUGGAAUGAAAGUUCUACUGAAAGAUGAUAGUGCUGAAGCACAUAAAAGGAAGGCAAUAGUUGAAAAAGAUGGUGGACAAGCUAUCUUUCCAAGUCUUUUCUUCCUAAGUUUGAAAAAUCUACCAGAGCUCAUCCAUAUGUGCAAAGGGGAUAAGUUAAAAGCUGUAAAAGGUGUCAUGCUUCCAGAAUCGUUCAAUCUAUCUAAUCUUCAAAGCCUGACUGUAAAAUCAUGUCCAAGGCUGAGAUUGUUGUUCAUAGUAUCAACUGCAAAAACCUUAACGUGGUUGAACUCUUUGGAGAUAACAGAGUGCUCUGGAUUGGAAUACGUAAUAAAAGGCAAGAGUAAGGAAAUUGCCCAAGGUGAUGCAGAAGAAAUGCUUCCUAAGCUCGAUGUUCUACAUUUAGUGAAGCUACCAAGUCUGAUCAUUAUCCAACGAGGCAUUAAGUUGCAAUGUGAGCUAUGUCACGUGCAUGACUGUCCAAAGCUGAAACAAAUAUUAGCUCAUGUUUGGAAGCCAGACGACUUGCUACAAGAGUACGAAAGCCCAGAAGAAGAAGAAGAAGAUUACCAUGAGGAUGAUGGUGAAGAUAUGGACAGGAGAGAAGAAAAACACAAGGAAGUAGAAUAUGCAACACUAGAGGACAACAGUAAUGUGAUUGAGCACAGUUCCACAAGCUGUCAAGAAAACAAAGAAGUUGAUGUGGCAGCUGCUGGAAAUCCAUCUGUAGAUUCCUUGUCACCUGCCUUGGCUUUAGAUCCGAGUGAAGUUGUUGCCAUCCACCAAGACGAAGAAGCACCAUCACAAGCUGGAUCAACUCAUUGA